AUGUAUGAAUACAAUCUGGUACCCGGCUUUGAGCGCAGAAACUCACAACAAACAGUAAUUGAUGACAACCCAUCUCCAGAUUAUCAAUCGUUUCCUUUGAACGAUAUAAAUGUGGGUUCAUCCCUGACAGUGUAUAGAUCCUUAUACGCCGAGCAAAUGUUUCAUCUCACCAAAUACGUGAAUAAACUUGCCCAAUAUCCCAAUACUGAGGUUAUAUUGAUAAUUAUAAGGGAUGAACCUUCAGAAAAUAGUGUCGUGAAUCUUCCACGAAAGAAAGUCUUUACAUUUGCUAGCUCGAAAUUGCAGCCAUUGUUGGCAAGAAUUGAGAGGGAUCAUCGUUUUAGACAACUCUCCCACACUGUUAAUCCCCAAGGCAAUGGGAAUCUUUUACAAACCGUAACCGCAUUAUCGUUCAUUUUGCUGGCUUUUACCCUAGGUCUGUCGCUUACAAUUUUGCUAUCAGUGCUUAUUGGUUCGGUAUUUACAACUACAUUGCUAGUGUCCUCUCUUUCAUUAUUUCUAUGGGGACGGGUCCUUAAGCAGAGAAAAUCUCCAACUAAAUAUCAGGCUCUAGGCGAUGAAAUGGAUCCAGAAAUGGAUCCAGAAUCAGUCUUGAAUGGCUCUCAUAAAGAGAUCUCCAGCCAUUUACCUGCGAACCGAGCAGAAAUCACCAGUCUUCAAGCAGCUAUCACAGGUAUUGCUUGCGAAAUUUCCACCAAUCGCACUAAAAUAUUGUUUCAUCUUGAAAGUGAAGAAACUACUUUUGACUAUGGUUCAUCCGAUUUAAAGGUUAUAUUAGGGAGUUGUCGCAACAUUUCCUCAGUAGAGGAAGAAGAACCAGCAAAGAACUGCUCGUCGACUCGACAAGCGCAUAGACUAUAA
Molecule: messenger RNA, 882 nt
Organism: Meyerozyma guilliermondii ATCC 6260
Lineage: Eukaryota; Fungi; Ascomycota; Pichiomycetes; Serinales; Debaryomycetaceae
Exons: 1
Coding region: 1-882 (293 amino acids)
Source: RefSeq, a predicted model, not a curated record